AUGCUCUUGGGUCCCUCAAAACCGCCUCAGAUAUCUAUUGUUCCGCUAUUAAAAAAUGGAGAAAAUAACACAUCCCCGUCAGCCGAAGAGGCAUUACAAACGCUGCAUUUGCCAUACUCUAAUUGUAUGGUAGUUUUGACCACUAAACAGAUUCUAGUUUACAACUACAAACCUCUGGCUUUGGUAUCGUCGUUUGUGCGUAGCAACUACUCGCUUGAAAAAUAUGGUGAAAACAAGAGACUUUACGCGGAUGCGGUGGAUAAAGAUAUGUUUCGAGACUUAUCACCGGAGGCUGACAUCAAAUUCCUGACAACAAGCAGCAGUAAAGUUACCUUUUACGUGACAUCCUCAAUGAACUUUGUAUUUGUGUUUGAGAUACUGUUGAGUUUGGGUCCAGUCAGCUUAUACAAGGAAACUGGAUUGCCCAUCUUGGACAUGAAUAAGGUAGACCACGAUUUCGGACAAGAAAUGAUGAAUAACACAGAAGAUGACGAGACGUUGACUGUGUUUGACAGAACAGAAUCUACUAAGAUAAUUCAGAAUGGAUAUGCCGUGGACAAACAGCAAGGAUUUCUGCAUUUCUUGACGAGAUCCGCUGACACCCUCGACGAAAUUCCAAUUAAGAAGGUGGAACUACGUCUUCAGGUAAUGUUCAGUUUCGGCCGCUCUAUAAUUGAUCUAGCCGGGUUUUGUGAUACUACAACGAGAGGAGAAUCGAAGAGGCAACAAUAUAUGAUGAUUUUGUUUCCCAACAGCGUGCAUAUUCUGUUCCUUCAAAACUUCCAGAUGAAAGACAACAUCUUGAUCGACGUGUCAGAUGGAUAUCGCUUAUUACAAUGCCAGGGUAAACCGUGUGUUGUGUCUGUCGAUGCACAAUCAAAAAUUUCAUUAACGGAACUCGACCUUGUAGGUAAAAAGGGUAUUCAUAGACAAUUCAGCUAUGAAGCAUCAGGCCCACUAGUUGACAUUUUUGUCAACGACAACGUAUUAACUUUCGUAUUAGAGUUUUAUUUGUUACUCUACGACCUCAAUGCUGAUACAACGAUUAAACGGAUACGAUCGCAGACGAGUCUAAUAUGCGGCGGUCUGAUAAAUCAUGAAAAUAGUAUCUUGUUCACCAAAAACGGUUUCAAAAUGUUCACCAAGUGGGGUAACUGUAUUGUUUCUACGUUUGACGAUGAUGACGAUACUGAAAGAAGCAGCGAAUCUGCAGGGCCUUCAGGCUUUACUUCCAUUGACGGGUCUAUUGUUACAACUUCAUUCGAUGGUAAACUUAGCAAGUGGGACAUAUGGUCCAAAAUUGUGACACCUUUUAAUAACUUUAGGACUUCCACGCCUCUGAUUUUACAAACUGAAAACAACGAUCUGAUGCUUUUCGCACCAACAUCCGACUCUGCGGGAAAUGUACCUUUUCAAGUGCUCAAACUGCCCUCCCAAACGAUAAAUAACUAUGUUCCUUUGGUGAGAACGAAUGGAUCAAUAACAAUGCUUGCCGCUUUUGUUUCCAACAAGAACAUUUUGCUGAUAUGUAACAUGCUCACCAACAUAUGGCUCAGCUUUAUGGACUUGAAUUUAAUUGAGAUACAAUGGCUAGGAGAUGAAUACCUAUUCUGCCAUUCGCUGGGCGAAGACAUGAAGCAGUGGUUGCGGUGCUACCAUUUCCCAAUAGAAGGAGGUACAGCUUCGGACUUAUCAGAAUUGCUCAUUUGGGAGUAUGCCGUUUCUUCUAAGAUAGACAUAAGAAGCAUCCACGCAAACACCUUGUCCAGUUACAAGCUUUUGAAAGUAAAGUCGAAAAGCGCAGAGAGUGAAAAGUUACAAAACCUGUUCAAAACUGCCGAAGUGUUGAUCCAGGACGACCAAGGUAGCUUGCGAACCAUUGACAUUAUAUCCAAAAUUGGGCCCGGUGACAAUAUUGAAAUCAAGGUGUUUCAUCAGCAUCCCGCCGAGAAAGUUCUUGUUCAAAAGGAAAGAAAAUGCCACUGGAUAAUGAGCCACAAUGGAGGGUAUUUUGUGAAUCAAGGAGAUGAAAUUUUAAAACUCGAAAAGGCUGAAGAAGGAGUUUGGAAAACGUCUGUGUUACUGGAUAGGAUAGAGCGAAUUUUGGACGUGAUAGACGCUGGAGUUUACGCUGUCCAAGAGAACAAAGUUGUGGUUUACAAUAUUGAGGAGCUGUGGAAUAGUAAAGAUCCGGUUGCGGUUGUGGAAAUUUCCGAAGGUGAUUAUCCCGUAGUAAUAUCACCAGAGGCUGCGAUAAUUCACAGCGUUCAGUUUGUCUUCUCCAACGAGUGUUCGAAGAUAAUCCCCAGACAAGCGAUUUACCUAGACCAAGUUAUAGACCAUCAUCUGGCCACCGGCACGAGCUACCAGAGCAUCGACUCACGCUACCGCUCUUUACAGCAUUACAAAUUCAGUUUAGAGAAAAUAUUGUCCGGAAAAGUGCUUACCAACGAGCCGCUAUCGGACAUUGUCAGUCUCAUCAACUUCUAUGACCAAGGUCCCAAGCAUAGCGGCAGGCUAGAGAUUAUCAGCAACUGUUUGCGUAAGAUCGAAGUGGAGCAUUGGGACUUUCUGUUCCAAAAACUGGACUUGUCUCCGCGCGACCUGCUACUGCAAUGCAUCGAGCACGACGAAGCUCGUGUUCUUGGUAUUUUGCUGAUGGUUUUCCUGAACUACGAUGGAAGUAAGAAAACCGAAGAUCUGCGGCCGGAUCAAAAUGACACCUCACCUCAAACCCAAACGGAGCCAGGCUCUAUAACCACGAUUCUGAAUGAUGACGAGCUGAUGCUGCAAGUCUUGCGUGUGCUCGUGAACACUGCCUCUUCGUCGUCCGACCGCGAUGAAGCUCGUGAGUUUUGGGACAUGAGUUUUCAGCUCGCGCGUUUCAUUCAGGCUCUAGACAAAGAAAAUAAAACCUCGUUGGUACAACGCGCUGUUCAAAUCUUAAGCUGA
Lachancea lanzarotensis is the source of this 2952-nucleotide messenger RNA. RefSeq names its product LALA0S02e04808g1_1 (gene RIC1). Bases 1 to 2952 code for a protein of 983 amino acids. The transcript has a single exon. Gene Ontology annotation, cellular component: cytosol; Golgi membrane; Ric1-Rgp1 guanyl-nucleotide exchange factor complex. Gene Ontology annotation, biological process: retrograde transport, endosome to Golgi; intracellular protein transport. NCBI's taxonomy places the organism in Eukaryota, Fungi, Ascomycota, Saccharomycetes, Saccharomycetales, Saccharomycetaceae. The record is from RefSeq and is a predicted model, not a curated record.